Arthroderma uncinatum is the source of this 852-nucleotide messenger RNA. RefSeq lists its product as uncharacterized. The coding region runs from base 1 to 852 and encodes 283 amino acids. Gene Ontology annotation, cellular component: mitochondrion; cytoplasm. The record is from RefSeq and is a predicted model, not a curated record. The transcript is spliced from 2 exons. Lineage: Eukaryota; Fungi; Ascomycota; Eurotiomycetes; Onygenales; Arthrodermataceae.
AUGCGAUGGCUAUUCUGGACAUCUGCAAAUGACAAGGAUGAUGAAUGCAAGUGCAACAAAACAGCAAGCUCCAAUAGUGACGAUAAGCCGUCGACCCUCCUAGGAUCCAAGAAGGAUUGGAACUCAUUAACCAAUGCUACGAACUGGUCACACUUCCUCGAACCACAAAAUCUCAUCCCUACCGUCCUCCUCACCAGCGGAAUCCUAUUCGCCGCUCGAAUACAUCGCAAAUAUCUACGCCGUAUUCCCGAAGCAACCAACAUAUCACCUUCCUACCUUCGACAGCGGAGCAUACUGGGGAAAGUCACGAGUGUGGGAGAUGGAGAUAAUUUUCGAAUCUAUCAUACACCCGGUGGGAUACUGGCUGGGUGGGGAUGGCUUAGGAAAGUGCCUACUUCUAAAAAAGAGCUGAAGAAUAACACUAUUCACGUCCGUAUCGCAGGCAUAGACGCACCCGAAUUAGCUCACUUUGGACGCCCAGCGCAACCCUUCGGCCAAGAGGCACAUACAUGGUUAACGAAUCGACUUACCGGCCUCAGAAUACGCGCCCACGUCUACCGCCCGGACCAAUACAGCCGUGUCGUGGCUACCGUGUAUGCCUAUCGAUUUCUAUUCUUCCCUCAGGAUAUUGGAUUGCAGAUGAUACGAGAAGGCCUGGCAACUGUUUACGAAGCCAAGUCUGGCGCUGAAUUUGGUGGAGCCGCACGCGAGAAGAAGUACAGAGAUGCCGAGGCAUUGGCUAAAAAGAAAGGAAAGGGACUUUGGAAAACGAAAGAAUCGAGUACUUGGGAAAGCCCAAGGGAAUUCAAGUCUAGGAUGAGCGCGGAGGACAAGGAGACGGGCACUUCAUGA